Molecule: messenger RNA, 357 nt
Organism: Geodia barretti
Lineage: Eukaryota; Metazoa; Porifera; Demospongiae; Tetractinellida; Geodiidae
Source: the annotation of a GenBank genome assembly
AUGUCCUCCAUCAUCUACCACCUGGCAUUCCGGUCCGACUGGGAGGCCGGCUUCGCCGCCGGCGAAUAUCGCGCGCCAUCGCUGGCGGAAGAAGGCUUCAUUCAUGCCAGCGGUGACGAGGAGCAGAUGCUCCGGGUCGCUGCGCGACUGUUCGCCGGCCGCGACGAUCUGCUCGUGUUGGACGUGGACACCGACCGGCUUUCCGACGAUUCGCCAGUGAUCCGUGAGCCCGCCCGAUCGGGGGAGAUUUACCCGCAUGUGUACGGGCCGAUCACACCCGCCGCGGUGUCCAGGGUUCGGGCGCUCAAACCGGACGUGGCAGAUCCCGGCACGUUCGUCCUUGAGAGCGAAGGGUGA